UGCAUUUCUACUGUGAUACCUGUUCUGUCCCCAUAUGUCGGGAAUGUACCAUGGGACGACAUGUGGGUCACAGCUUUAUCUACCUCCAAGACGCCCUACAGGACUCCAGGACUCUCACCAUUCAGCUCCUGGCAGAUGCUCAGCAAGGACGACAGGCUAUUCAACUGAGUAUUGAACAGGCCCAGGCUGUGGCAGAGCAAGUCGAGAUGAAAGCGAAGGUGGUACAGUCUGAAGUCAAAGUAGUGACCACUAGACAUAAGAAGGCCUUGGAGGAGCGGGAGUGUGAGCUGCUCUGGAAGGUGGAAAAGAUUCGCCAAGUCAAGGCCAAGUCACUCUACUUGCAAGUUGAAAAGUUGCGUCAGAACCUGAACAAGCUGGAUAACACCAUUAGUGCUGUCCAGCAGGUCCUGGAGGAGGGUCGUACCAUGGAUAUUCUUCUGGCUCGGGACCGCAUGCUGGCUCAGGUGCAGGAGCUGAAGAACGUCAGAGGCCUUCUCCAGCCACAGGAAGACGACAGGAUCAUGUUCACCCCCCCUGACCAGGCAUUGUAUAUGGCCAUUAAAUCAAUGGGCUUUGUCAGCAGCGGGGCUUUCGCUCCCUUGACCAAAGCCACGGGGGAAGGUCUCAAGCGUGCGCUGCAGGGCAAGGUGGCCUCGUUCACCGUGAUGGGCUACGACCACGACGGGGAGCCUCGCCUUUCAGGGGGUGACAUGAUCUCUGCAGUGGUCAUGGGCCCAGAUGGAAACCUUUUUGGGGCGGACGUCAGCGAUCAGCAGAACGGGACCUACCUGGUCAGCUACCGUCCGCAGCUGGAGGGAGAGCACCUGGUGUCCGUGAUGAUGUGCAACCAACACAUCGAGAACAGCCCCUUCAAAGUGGUGGUGAAGUCCGGGCGCAGCUACAUCGGCAUCGGGCUGCCGGGGCUGUCCUUCGGCAGCGAGGGAGACAGCGACGGCAAGCUCUGCCGCCCCUGGGGGGUCAGUGUUGACAAAGAAGGCUUCAUCAUCGUCGCCGACCGCAGUAACAACCGCAUCCAGGUGUUCAAGCCGUGCGGGACCUUCCAUCACAAGUUUGGCACGCUGGGCUCCCGGCCGGGCCAGUUCGAUCGCCCUGCCGGCGUGGCCUGUGACAGUUCGCGUAGGAUCGUCGUGGCCGACAAGGACAAUCAUCGCAUCCAGAUCUUCACGUUCGAGGGGCAGUUCAUUCUGAAGUUUGGGGAGAAAGGAACGAAGAACGGGCAAUUCAAUUACCCAUGGGAUGUGGCUGUCAACGCAGAGGGCAAGAUCCUGGUCUCUGACACGAGGAACCAUCGCGUUCAGCUGUUCGGGCCCGACGGCGUGUUCCUUAACAAGUACGGCUUCGAAGGGGCACUCUGGAAGCACUUUGAUUCCCCCAGAGGUGUGACGUUCAAUCACGAGGGCCACUUGGUAGUGACGGACUUCAACAACCAUCGGCUCCUGGUCAUCCAUCCAGAUUGCCAGUCGGCACGCUUCCUGGGCUCCGAGGGCACCGGCAACGGCCAGUUCCUGCGCCCGCAGGGAGUGGCGGUGGAUCAGGAAGGGCGCAUCAUCGUGGCCGACUCCAGGAACCACCGGGUGCAGAUAUUCGAGUCCAAUGGUAGCUUUUUAUGCAAGUUUGGCACUCAGGGAAGCGGCUUUGGUCAGAUGGACCGUCCUUCAGGUAUAGCUGUCACCCCUGAUGGCAUGAUUGUUGUGGUCGACUUUGGAAACAAUCGAAUUCUCGUCUUCUAAUCUGUGUUUGAAUUAGGAAGAAACUGUCUCAGGGAAAUUCUUCUAAGAGAAAAUGAAAAAAUACAACGUUAAUUCAAACCUACCUCAUCUUUAAUUUUUUUACAGAUGAAUGUACUUACCUUUUCUGCAGGGAGUGAGCCUGUAAAAUUGAAUUCUAUCUACCUCAUUGUCCUCCCUUCCCUCCCCGGUUUCUUGCUCCCUCCCUUAUCCCCACAUACUCAUAGUUCAGAACGUUUUACCUCUUUCCCCGUGAUGGGGUUUCAUGCACAAACAAGUGUUGCUGUGCACAUUAGGUGGUUUGUGUGGUGAGUUCUGUUAGACUAAGCCAAGAAAGGCGCUAUGUAACUUUUUAAAUGGAGAAAAUGGUAGUAGGUGUUCGUAGAGAAUUUGUGUUCUUGACCAUUCUGCAGUUCUGUGGGUGGGGACAUGG
Cyanistes caeruleus (blue tit) is the source of this 2181-nucleotide messenger RNA. Lineage: Eukaryota; Metazoa; Chordata; Aves; Passeriformes; Paridae. The record is from RefSeq and is a predicted model, not a curated record.